Molecule: messenger RNA, 2002 nt
Organism: Cloeon dipterum
Lineage: Eukaryota; Metazoa; Arthropoda; Insecta; Ephemeroptera; Baetidae
Product: RCC1 and BTB domain-containing protein 1-like
Exons: 7
Coding region: 93-887 (264 amino acids)
Biological process (GO): proteasome-mediated ubiquitin-dependent protein catabolic process; regulation of proteolysis
Cellular component (GO): cytoplasm
Molecular function (GO): ubiquitin protein ligase binding
Source: RefSeq, a predicted model, not a curated record
CCUUGUCCAACGAUGGAAAAGUCUAUUCUUGGGGAGGGAACGAAUAUGGACAGCUUGGAAAUGGAACCGAUAAACGUUCACACCGACCAACUAUGAUAUCUGGAAAUUUUGGCAGGAUAAGAGACUUAGCUGCCAAAUACUAUUACUCUGUUAGUGCAGCAGUCACAGAAGCAGAUGAAGUAUUCGCUUGGGGUGAAUUCAAUGGCGAAAUAAACAUCAUUCCGACAAAAACCUCAUUGACUUCACUGGAUGAGGUUUUUGCGAAAAUUCCAAAUGACGCCGUUACAUUCCGACCAUUGCGUCUAAAACGUGACGAUGAGCAGUCAGAAGAAAAGAACACUGCAAACGAAAGUCCGGAAUGGGAAUGGCUCAAGAAAUCUUUUGGUGACGUCGAAUCUGCUGACGUUGUUUUUGUUGUCGAGGGAAAGAAAAUCCACGCGCACAAAACAAUUCUGAUAUUGCGAUGCGCCGUCUUCAGGACCAUGUUCCUGGGCAAUUGGAAAGAGAGCAACGAAAGAGAGCAAAUCAUCGACUAUCACAGCUACGAUGCAUUUUUCGCCUUUUUGAAAUACUUCUACACCAACGAGGUUGAUUUGCAGCCAGAUUUGGCUCUAGAGCUAUUCGCGUUGGCCAAUUUCUAUCAAAUGACUGAUCUGCAAAAGGAGUGCCUGAAAAUUAUCAAAAGAGGCGUGACCGUGGAAAACGCUGCAUCGAUUUACGAUAAAGCAGUUCUACUUGCUGCCGAGGAACUCAAGGAGUUCGUUCUGAAGUUCUGCAUGGGGCACAUGAAUGCUGUUUUGAACAGUGAUGGCUUCAAGCUCUUGAACAGCGAUGUCGCGAAAGAUUUCGUCCUUCAUGCUGCGCAGCAAGGAGCGUUUAAAAAAUGAUUAUUACGCGGUUUUCUCUGCUGAGAGAAGCAGAUUAUGUGUGUAUUUUAUACGACAGUGUUCUUUAUCUACGAAUUAGGACGCGUAUUCAUUCUCUAAUCUUGUACUUAUCUUGACUGCGCCUCCGUGAGAAAUUAGAGUUUCAAUCUUUAAAUUAUCAUUUUCGUGGGCAUAUCACACGUCAGUAAAAAUUGUGGGGAAGGAUAAUUGCUUUUUUUGUUCAAUAUUAAAAUUAAAUCAACAUUGCAGUUUCUAAUCUUUCUUAUUUUACGCCAACUUCAAACUCAUCCCUUAUCUGAUCAUCGCUUCUUUGCUGAAAUUUGACUUUGGACGAUGCCAUCACCGCAUGAUGAUUGACAAUCCUUGCUGUCACGCGUGAUUUCCGUCUUAUCAGUUGCUUAUCUGAAUUGGAUGGCUGUUUUGUUUGAUGGUUUGAUUGAUGGCUCUGUCACAAAAAACUCCCAUCAAAGAGACGCUUCAUAGAACUAAAAAGGAAUCAGCUCCUCUUAAUCAGAGAGAUUAUACGAUUUAGAGCAGCUGAACCUGUCCUUUGUUGCUUGCAUGCACAGGAGAUAUAACUGUGAUAAGUUUCUUCUAUUACGCGCAAGGGACAGCCACUUAAUUACAAAAAAUAGUUGUUUGUUCCUUUAUUGAAUUCAGAUUAAUGUUUUUGGGCCUCUUUAGCUGUCAUGUGAUGUUUUCCAUUUAAUUAGACUAUAGUGAGAGCUCUUCAUUAAAUAAUUUAUUUUUUAUCGGACACCUUCGGUUUUGCUUCAUCUGAGAAGUCGUUUUCUAUACACAGGUUUCUUCUUACACAAAUGAGGUUACCGACGCUUUAAUCUUGUUUUUCAUCCUUAUCUGAUCUUGACUCCCCUUCAGAGCAGUGCAGCAAGAGACAAUUUUUGGUUAGAAAGCUGGAAUGCAAUAUAUGGGAAUACUUGGACAAGUGGGAUUUAAUUCGUGUUAUGUACAAUAUGAUUUUCCAUGCUUUUCGAGAUGGAGAUUCAAUACUAAUCUAAUUAUGUUUAUCGUAUUAAAUAAAUUGGAAUGUUAUCAUUUUUAAAAAUUAACCAAAAUCAAAUGCGUUUAAGGAAAUAAAAAUGGUUGCACAAUGA